Molecule: messenger RNA, 2165 nt
Organism: Erythranthe guttata (spotted monkey flower)
Lineage: Eukaryota; Viridiplantae; Streptophyta; Magnoliopsida; Lamiales; Phrymaceae
Gene: NUC-L1
Product: nucleolin like 1
Molecular function (GO): poly(A) binding
Source: RefSeq, a predicted model, not a curated record
CAUACCACCGCCCCCUCUCUCUUCUCUCUCUCUAACUUUUUUUUUUCUUUCCUUCAUCAAAUCUUUCUGAAUGGGUAAAUCCGCCAAGAAAUCCGCCUCCAAGGCCGAAGCAGUUGCUGUUGUUGCUGCUCCUCCUGCUAAACCCUUGAAGAAAGGAAAGAGAGAGGCGGAGGUUGCUAUUGUGAAAGAAGUAGCUUCUGCUAAGAAGCAGAAGGUGGAGGAGAUUAAGGUUCCAGUGAAGAAUGAGAAGAAGGUUGUGAAGAAGAAAGUUGAGAGCUCAUCUGAUGAUGAUUCUUCUUCAGAUUCUGAGAUGGAGGACAAGGCUGUGCCUGCCAAGAACGGUAAAGUAGAAUCUGACUCGGAAGAUGAAAGCAGUGGAUUGGAGGAAAACGCUUCUGUGGCUAAGAAACCUGCAGCUGCAGCUAAGAAUGGGAAAGUAGCUGCAUCCAAGAAGGAUGAAUCUUCCUCUGAAGAAGAAACCAGUUCUGAUGAGGAAGAAACUCCGGCCAAGAAAGCUGCACCAGUGGCCAAGAAGGCUGUUGCAGUUCCAGCCAAGAAGAAAGAAGAGUCAAGUGAUGAUUCUUCUGACGAUGAAUCCAGUGAGGAUGAGAAAGCCCCUGCAACUACCAAGGCGGCUGCCCCUGCUGCCAAGGCCCCUGCAGCUGCUGCCAAGAAGAAAGACGAGUCUAGCAGCGACGAUGAUGAGAGUUCUGAUGAAGAGGUAGUUCCGGCUAAAACCAACUCAGCCGCAGUUGCUAAGAAGGAUGAGUCGAGUGAUGAUUCUGACUCAUCUGAAUCAGAUGAGGAUGAUGCCCCGAAAACUAAUGCUUUGAAAAGGCCCACUGCUGAAGUGAGCCAGAAAAAGGCCGAGUCUAGCUCUGAUGAUGACAGUUCUGAGGAAAGCGAUGAUGACGAGCCUGAGAAGAAAAAGAUCAAAGCUCCGGCAACCACUGCCCCAAAGAAGGAGAGUAGCUCAGAGGAAGAAUCUUCUGAAGAAGAUGAAUCUUCAGAGGAAGAAGAGGAAACCGUUGCAAAAACUCCCAAGAAAAAUGAUACCAAUGCUGCAGCGACCAAGGCAAAUGUUACCCCCUUCAAUAAGACUCCCAAGACACCCGUUACUCCCCAGUCAAACGCUAAUGGUCCCACAACUCUGUUUGUUGGGAAUCUAUCCUUCAAUGUUGAGGAAUCAAAUAUUGUGGAAUUCUUCAAACCUGCUGGGGAAGUUACUGAUGUUCGCUUUGCCAUGAGCCAAGAAGACGGAUCAUUCAGAGGCUUUGGUCAUGUUGAGUUUGCCUCCGCAGAAGCAGCAAAGAAGGCAUUUGAGCAAAUGAACGGUCAAGAAUUGUUGAAUCGUGAGGUGAGACUCGACUUUGCAAGAGAAAGAGGAGAGAGACCAGCAUACACCCCUAACUCUGGCGGCCCGAGAUCUCAAUCUCAAGGUCCAACACUAUUUGUUAAGGGAUUCGACACAAGAAACGGUGAAGACCAGAUUAGGAGCUCUUUGGAAGAGCACUUUGGUACUUGUGGUGAAAUUACAAGAGUCUCCCUCCCAACAGAUCCAGAAGGUGGAGUUAAAGGGAUAGCAUAUAUCAACUUUAAGGACAAUAAUGCAUUCAACAAGGCAUUGGAAUUGAACGGGUCUGAAUUUGGAAAUGGUAGCUUGACAGUUGAUGAGGCCAAGCCUAGAUUUGAUAGUGGCGGAGGUGGUCGCGGUGGUGAUAGACGCGGUCGCGGUGGUGAUAGAGGUAGAAGAGGUGGCAGGAAUGACUUUGGCCAGAGAAGUGCUGGCAGGGGUGACUAUGGCAGCGGCAGCCGAGGCAGGGGUCGUUUUGGCGAUAACAGAGGUAGAAGAGGAAAUUCUAGCACCAGACCCAAUUUGUUUACACCUGGAACAGGAAAGAAGACCACAUUUGGUGAUGAGUAAGUAGUUACCCACACUAUUAAGAAGAAUGGAGGAUGUGCUUACAAAUCGACAAGUUUUGGACUCUGCUUUUACUUUCUGUUUGUUUUAGUUUUUACCAGACUUUUGCUGAGGUUGACUUUCAAAUCUUUUUUUUUUUUUGUUUUUUCUUUGUUGAAGAGUUUCUAUUUAUUAUGUUGCAAAUUUAUGAUAAUUUUUAUUAUAUAUGGAUUUAUGGUAAUUUUAAGUUAGUUUGGUUGCCCUA